Molecule: messenger RNA, 2877 nt
Organism: Acanthamoeba castellanii str. Neff
Lineage: Eukaryota; Discosea; Longamoebia; Acanthamoebidae
Product: WD domain, G-beta repeat-containing protein
Exons: 18
Coding region: 1-2877 (958 amino acids)
Biological process (GO): transcription initiation at RNA polymerase II promoter
Cellular component (GO): transcription factor TFIID complex
Molecular function (GO): RNA polymerase II general transcription initiation factor activity; protein binding
Source: RefSeq, a predicted model, not a curated record
AUGCCAGGAUCGUUGGCAUCGGAGCAGGGCCUCAUCCACGCCACGCACAACUACAAAUCAUGGUUCAGUCUGUACGCGGACGAGAACAUUGAUUUCGAGGAGGAUGGAGGGCAGGCCGAGGAGGGAACAGCCGCCCGCCGCAGGAAGGUGACAAAGCCGACGAAGGAAGAAGAUGAAAACGCGGGCGAGGACGAAGACGAAGAGGAGGACGAAGAGGAGGAGGUGGAAGAGGAGGAAGACGAAGAGGACGAGUACGCACUGGAAGACGAAGGCGGAAGCUCCAAGAAGGCUCGCAGCAGUCGAGCCAAGAAGGGUGCCGCCGCCAAGUCGAAAGCCAAGCCCAAAGCUGCAGGCAAGGGCCGAGGUGCGCCGGCAGCAGCUACGGAGAUCCCGCCAGAGCUCAUGAGGCGCUCGUCGCGCCAGGUGACCAAGCCACUCCGAUACGCAGAACAGGACAAAGAGGACGACAAAAAGAAGAAGGAGGAAAAGGAGAAGCCGCCCGCAAGCGGCAGCGCCAAGGCCAGCAGCGCGCAGCGGGGCACCAAGCGAACGCGAGCGGCCGCUGCCAGCGUGGCCGAUGAGACCGUGCCCGACCCGCCUCAACGACGGGCCAAGAACGCGAAGAAGCCGGCACCGGCGGUGGCCAAGGAAGAGGAGGAAGUGGAGGAGGAGGAAGACUUGAACGUGACCUCCUCCGAUCAGCCUCCGUCCAUCGUGUCGUCUCCUGUUCCGGCGGAUGCCGCCAUGCGACCGAAGGCCAACGCGGAGGAAAGCGAAGAGCCCGAACCGGAGCCCCAGCCCGAACCCCAGCCGCCGCAGCCCAAGAAGCCGGUGGCGAUCCCCGCCUCGUCGCCGGCUCGGUCUGGCACCGUACGCCGGGGCAGAGCGAACGUCAACCGCAAGCCCAAUAAGCGACGCCGUAAGUUGCCGAUGCCUCCGUGGGAACCCGCGGUCAAUUCUAAGCUCGCGCAAACGUAUCCGGACAAGUAUCACAAGGAUACGGGGGCCAUUGAGUUCAUCAACAAGAGACAUCCCAUCAAGCUCCACACCCAGCUCCAGCACCCUGGAAACAUAUUCGACAUGGUGUGGUCCAGCGACGGUCUCAUUCUGGCGACGUGCUCGAGCCUCGGUUCGAUCCGUUUGUGGGACACCACCACGUGGAAGCUCAUCCAGGAGCUGCGGGACGCCGAGGAGGAAAAGAUAGAAGAGUUCUACACCAUCCGCUUCUCGCCGGACAACACGAAGCUGUUCGCCGCCGGCAAGCUCAAGCACAGAGACCGCUGGUCGAACGAGGACGACGACAACCAAGUCGCGCCCGGGCCCAUCAAGCUGUUCGACGUGGUGUCGGGCAAGGUGCUGACGAAGCUCGAGGGCCACACGGAAGAGAUUCUGUGCAUCAAAGCGAUCUCGUUCAAGGAGAAGAACUAUCUGCUGUCCGCCUCCCAGGACGGCUACAUCAUCAAAUGGCACCUGGACGACACGUGGACGGUGCUGGAGGGUACCACACGCAUCGACGAAGAAACGACCAACAUGGCGCUCGGCCUCUCGUUCCUCCCCAAUUGCGGCAACAAAUACUUCAUGAGCGCCGCCGACGGAGGAGUCAAGAUCUACGAUUUUGAGAAAGAAGUGCUGCUGCAACAAUUCGAGGAGAUCUACACCGGCUACUGCGAUUGCAUCAAGUUUAUCAACGCGAAGGAGUACCACCGGGGCGAGUUCGAGCACUACCUCGUCACACGAGGUGUGGAGAUGCUCUCCAAUUCGGACCCCAACCAACUGCUGAGGAGCAACGCGUGCCACCUGUGGAAGCUCACCGUGCCCGAUAAGCCACUCAAGUCCGCGGAGAACGCCUUCCGUCUCGAGAGGGUCCGCACCUUUUCCAACCCGGGCUUCUUUGCCAAUUCGUGGCCAGCCCACAUCACGUCCAACGGCCGCUAUCUGGCGGCGCCGACUUCGCAAGGCGAAGUGUUCAUUUGGAACCUGCGCACGGGCGACCUGGUUUCCGUGCUGACCGACCACGAGGAUCGGGAGACCCGCGAUAUCCUUUUCCACGCGACCCGGCCCAUCAUGCUCACCUGCUGCGAUGAUUCCACGAUCAAGGUGUAUAUGCAGGACGACAGCGACGAGAGGGCGAUCAUCGAGACGGUGGACCUGGACGGGGAGAUCGACGUCGAGGGCGAGCUGGCCGAUGGCGAGGGCGAACCGCUCUCGCUCGUCACCGGCGUCCCCGAGGACGACAUGGAGGUCGAGGACGAGGCCGGCGACGAGGUGAUCGAGCAGCGGAGCAACGGCCGCAGCAACGGCACCGGCCAGCGGCGCGGGGGCAGGGGCUACAAGCGCGGGUCGCCCACGAUAGUGAAGAAGCGGAUGCGGAUAGAGGAGGAGCUGGAGGCCGAGUUCGGCGACGAGGCGUGGCCGGUCGGGGAGGAGGCCGAUGCCGAGGUGGAGGAGGCCGACAAGGAGUGGCUCAAGAUCGAGAAGGAGUGGCAGAAGAUCGAGGACCACUACCAGAAGAUCGAGCGCGAGUGGUCGGAGAUCAAGAAGGAGCGGAAGCGGAUGGAGCGGGACCGCACGACGCUCCGCAAGCUCAAGGAGGAGGCCGGCGUCCCUCUCACGGCGGCCGACUACCCUCCGCCUGCCGCGUCGACCACCACCACCACGACCACCUCCGCGACUGCUCAGCCUGCCGCGGCCGAACAAGCUGCGGCGGAUGCUGCGGGCUCGGUGGCGGCGACGGCAGUGGCCUCGGCGACGGUGGGAACUCCUUCCGAGGGUGAGACUACUACUGCUGCUACCCAGGCGGACAACGCACACGCCAACGGCGCGACCGCGGCAGAGAAUGCACCGCAACCCAUGGAAACGGAGACGUCUGACGUCUGA